CAUUUUGUGUUGCCGUGGAUGCAUAGAGGAUAAAAAUCCCUUGGGAAAAAAAAAUAAUAAAACUUUGACUUCCCUGGCUCUGCAGCUCAGGCUGAUCACCAAUGGCUUCCAGAUUCACCCUCAUCUACAAAACCUUGCUGCUCAUAUUCUCCUUGUUUAUUGUCUCUCAUUCUUUAACGACCGAUACACUUAAGCAAGGUGAUGUAUUUAAUUCCACCCACCGCCUUGUUUCCAAAAACGGUCUCUUCAUCUUAGGAUUCUCCGGGAGCUACUUGGUCAUAAAUUACACUAACCAAGAAAAGUCACCACAUCACCCUGUCUGGUCGGCUAACAGAUACGAUCCUAUCCUGGAAAAUACAGGACUUCUCACCAUUAAUGGAACUGGGAGUUUGACGAUCGUGCACGGAGGCGGGAAGCCGGUCGAAUUAUACUCCGGGAACAAUGACUCCAGCAGAAAUGUAACUGCCACAUUACAUGAUAAUGGAAAUUUUGUGUUGCAAGAAGCAAACUCUGGUGGUCAAAUAUUGUGGCAAAGUUUCGAUUAUCCGACGGACACCCUUUUGCCUGGUAUGAAAUUGGGGAUCAACCAUAAGACAGGAAAGAACUGGUCACUUACUUCGUGGCUAGACGAAGAUAUCCCAACUCGUGGAGCUUUUACCCUGGAAUGGGACCCCAAAACACGCCAGGUGUUCGUGAGGCGCCGUGGAGUUGUUUUUUGGACUAGCGGGGUACUAACUGCUGAUAAUACGAAAAAGACAUGGAUAUGGAUCCUAACGGCUGUAAUGCUUGCUAUAAUCAUUGUCUUAAUGAGCAUCUUUCUGUACUUGAGGUGGAGAAGAAUGAAACUGGAAGAGAAAUUUCUCAAGGAGCUGAUGACAUACGAUAGAGCAAGGGAUGUAGAAGAGCUUGAUGAUGGUGGAAACAGGGGACACAAUUUACUCAUAUAUAGUUUUGCAACAAUCAAGACUGCUACCAAUGGCUUUUCAUUCAAAAACAGACUAGGACAGGGUGGUUUUGGACCUGUUUACAAGGGGAGAUUAACGGAGGGACAGGAAAUAGCGAUAAAGAGACUGUCAAGUAGUUCAGGACAAGGGCUGGAAGAGUUCAAAAAUGAGCUUAUUCUCAUAGCUAAACUGCAACACAUGAAUCUUGUGCGGCUGCUGGGUUUCUGCAUCCAAGGGGAAGAGAAAUUAUUGGUAUACGAGUACAUGCCAAAUAAAAGCUUGGACUUUUUCAUCUUUGGUGAUGAAUCAAGAAGGAAACUGUUAGAUUGGAAGAAGCGGUUUAACAUCAUUGAAGGAAUAGGUCAAGGUCUACUUUACCUCCAUAAGUAUUCCAGGCUGAGAAUAAUCCACAGAGAUUUGAAAGCUAGCAAUAUUUUACUUGAUGCGGAAAUGAACCCAAAAAUAUCUGAUUUUGGUUUGGCAAGAAUUUUCAAGGCCAAUGAAUCUGAAGCAAACACUAGCACAGUUGUUGGGACACGUGGCUAUAUGUCUCCAGAAUACAUCAUGGAAGGCAUCUUUUCCACCAAGUCUGAUGUUUACAGUUUUGGAGUCCUAGUACUGGAAAUUGUCAGCGGUAGGAAGAUUCUGAAUGUUUAUCACCAAGAUCGUCCGCUCAACCUCGUAGGCUAUGCAUGGGAGCAAUGGAAAGGCAAUGCAUUAGAAAUAGUUGAGCCAACAAUAAAAAAUUCAGCUCCUAAAGAUGAAGUUUUGAAAUGCAUCAAUUUGGGUUUGCUAUGUGUAGAACAGAGUCCACUGAAUAGGCCGACUAUGUCAGAUGUUUUAUCUAUGUUAACAAGCGAGGAUCCAGAGCUGCCAAUGCCGAGACAGCCAGCAUUUUAUAUAGGAAGCAGCACUGUAACAGCAAAUUCAAAUGAAAAACAGAUAGAACGUUAUACAGUCAAUGAGAUAUCCAUAUCAGAGAUGGAUGGGAGAUGAAUGAUGAAGGCACGAUGAGCUACCCCCAACUCAUCUCCCCUGUCCACGGAGACUGAUUUUCUUGUGUGGGUCUGCAGCUGGAUAAGUGAGACCGAAAAUCAGAAUUAUGGCAUUGUCAUCCAUAGCAGGUAGUAUUUGUGAUGCCAAAUAUUGAUAAAUUGGAUAGAGAAAAUUAUAACUUUUUUUUUCUGUAACAAUUGUACAGAUGAAAAUUUUGAGUUAUUGCGAAACUUAUUUUCAUCAUUUAAAAUUUA
Manihot esculenta (cassava) is the source of this 2194-nucleotide messenger RNA. RefSeq names its product G-type lectin S-receptor-like serine/threonine-protein kinase CES101. The record is from RefSeq and is a predicted model, not a curated record. Gene Ontology annotation, molecular function: ATP binding; protein serine/threonine kinase activity. Gene Ontology annotation, biological process: protein phosphorylation. The coding region runs from base 102 to 1940 and encodes 612 amino acids. The transcript has 7 exons. NCBI's taxonomy places the organism in Eukaryota, Viridiplantae, Streptophyta, Magnoliopsida, Malpighiales, Euphorbiaceae.